Metarhizium album ARSEF 1941 is the source of this 3468-nucleotide messenger RNA. Its product is annotated as nucleoporin-interacting protein NIC96. The transcript has 2 exons. Gene Ontology annotation, cellular component: nuclear pore. The record is from RefSeq and is a predicted model, not a curated record. NCBI's taxonomy places the organism in Eukaryota, Fungi, Ascomycota, Sordariomycetes, Hypocreales, Clavicipitaceae. Bases 1 to 3468 code for a protein of 1155 amino acids. Gene Ontology annotation, biological process: protein import into nucleus; poly(A)+ mRNA export from nucleus. Gene Ontology annotation, molecular function: structural constituent of nuclear pore.
AUGUCUCUCUUCGGCCAGUCGACCGCUGGUGCGAGCAACUCGCCGUUUGGGCAGCCCGCGCAGGACCAACAGCAGGCUCCGGGUGGCGGAGGCGUCUUUGGUGCCGCUCAACAGAAUAACCCUGCUGGCGGCGGGCUUUUCGGACAGUCGACGCAGCAGAGCACGACGCCUGCGGCUGGUGGUGGAAUCUUUGGCGCGGCGCAACAGAACAACCCUGCUGCCGGAGGCAUACUGGGGGGCGGGCAGCAGCAGACGGGGACCACGGGCGGCGGAUUGUUUGGACAGGCACCACAAGGCCAAACGACGGGCACCACUGGAGGUGGCCUGUUUGGCUCGCAGCCUCUGGGCCAGCAGCAACAGCAGCAGCAGCAAAAGCCUUCCCUGCUUGGGGGAACGGCCGGAUCGUCUCUUUUCGGUGGUGCCUCUGCUGCACCCCAGACGAGCCUUCUUGGAGGAAGCACUCUCAUGGGGAGCUCAGCCCAGCCUUCUGUGUUUGGCUCGACAACGAACGCGAAUGCCGCACAGCAGCCGCAGCAAAAUGCUGGCUCCCUCGGCGGUAGUCUCUGGGGUGCCUCGACUCAGCCGGCCCAGCCGCAGCAGCCCGCGGGCGCCUACUUUGACAGCUUGUUUGCCAAAACACAGAGAGAGGGUGGCGCCAGGGCCAAUAUGGAGGACCUCCCCAGCCUCGAGCUCGGCCUAGGUGAUUUGCGACAUCGUCUGAGGAAGCUCCAGUCCAAGCAGAACGAGAGGCCUUUGGACGGUAAAGCUCAUUACCUGCUCGCCGCCUCGGGAGUCGAUCCUGGAGCGGCUGCCAAGGACCUUGGCCUGCUUGAUGUUCCAAGCGCGCGAGUUGAGCGCACGCAUGGAUACGCCCCCAGUGAGAUCGACGUCGAGACGUACUUGUCCAACUUGCAGACGAAGACGACGCUCGAUAUGAUUUCCGACGGCCUGGAACGGUCCAUCCGCGAUUUUGAUACCUUCCUUGAGGAUAACGUGGCCACGGAGUGGGACGCUCAACGCAAGCGCAUCUAUCAGCAUUUUGGCAUCAAGCCGCGGGAGGACUCGGCCGCUGCGGCUCGGGAGUCCCAGGGCGGGUUUGGUCGUUCUAGAAGAAAAUCUCAGGCUCCUGGUGCUCGAACCGGCCGAAACAGUGCGCUGGGCAAUUCCGUGCUCCAGCGAUCAGUCAUUGGCGCCCCCAGCCGAGUUGGCACUCAUCAGCCAGAGUUUUCCGACGUGGAUCGUCCCGCUGGUGCAUCGGGGCCUCUCAAGUCACGCGGCACCAUAGAAGACCGAGUCCUUCGUGAGAGACAGGCCAAGCUGGCGGACAAGGUUCGCACGCUCAAUGCUGCCCGAGUCAGGAAGCACCCUUUUCCUAUUCUUACCGAACUGGGCGAGGUGGUACAGAAGUCUCACGAGCCUCAUGCGUCGCAUUUAGUCGAGGCUUACCGCGCUACGAUUGAGAUUGUAGGCGAAGAUGCCGAGGCUGAAACGACAAUCAACCGUGCGACGGCCAGGGAGCGGCAGUUUGCCGGCAUGUACCUGGAUGAGAACCCCAACUCUGCGGCCUCUGUCACGAUGAGGAAGCGAAUCCUCCACGGCUCAACGGCGUUUCUUGAGAAGCAGUUCUUGAGGGAGGUUGAGUCUCUGAUUGCCAAGCAUCCUCAUGAAGCGAGGCUUGGCGGUCUGCCCGACAUCACCAGCAAAGUCAAGGCAUACAUUCGUCUCCGUUCUGCCAGAAAAGACCUGGUACCCGACAAUACGGAGCUUCAGCAGAUCCAGGGAGAGUUCGUCUGGGCUGUAGUGUUCUACCUCUUGAGAUGUGGCCACGUGAACGAGGCAGCUCAAUACGUCAACGACAACAGCAAUCACUUUAGGGGCAUCGACCGCACCUUUGCGACGUAUCUCAACAACUACGCCGCUAGCGAGGACCGGCGGAUCACGAACCGGAAGCUGUUGGACCGCUGUACCAACGAGUAUAUCCAGCGAUCGCGAAAUGCCCCCGAGAACUCCAUCGAUCCGUUCCGCAUGGCCUGCUACAAGGUCAUUGGACGGAUCGAGCUGAGCAACCGCAACUUGGAUGGCUUGAACACCGACAUCAACGACUGGAUCUGGCUGCAGUUCAACCUCGCCAGAGAAGUGGACAAGACGACAGAGAUGGCCGGCGAGUCGUACGGUCUGGCAGAGCUGCAGUCGAGCAUCAAAGAAAUCGGACUCAAACACUUUCCAAAGUCGACGUCGGAGGACACCACGAGCGGAAGUUUUGGCAUGUUCUUUUAUCUACAAAUUCUAGCCGGCAUGUUUGAGGAUGCCAUCGCAUACUUGUACCCGUUUUCGUAUGUGGACGCCGUUCACUUUGCGUUGGCACUCGAGUACUACGGACUGCUGCGCCCAAGCGAUCCCGUAUCCACGUCCAACGACUUGCGCAGCUGCAGUGUGAAGAACCUGCCGCAGAUCAACUUUGGUCGCAUGAUUGGGUACUACACGAGAGACUUCCGGGCGGCGGACGUGGUGUCUGCCGUGGAUUACCUCACUCUCAUCUGCCUCAACAAGGAUCUGGGCGGCGAGGCCGGCGAGCGGCAGAGCAACCUGUGCCACGAGGCACUGCGCGAACUGGUGCUCGAGACUCGUGAAUUCAGCAAGCUCAUUGGCGACAUCCGACCCGACGGCCGCGCCAUCCGUGGCAUCAUUGAAGAGCGCGGGCCUCUGAUUGGUCUCACAGAGGGGACGGACUUUGUCAACACGGUGACAUUGCAGGCGGCCAGUUUUGCGGACGAGAGCGGACGCACCACCGAUUCGGUCCUCCUGUACCACCUGGCUGGGGAGUACGAUACGGUUGUGGCCAUUGUCAGCCGGGCGCUCAGCGAGGCCAUCUCCCUGGAGAUUGGAGAGGACCCCAUGCGUCUGAUGCCCAUCAAGCCCAGAGCUGGCGGCGCGGAAGCAGACUCCCAGCAGCCGGGCAGCAGUCUCAGCCUGGCAUCCAUCGACGACCCGGUCGAGCUGGCAAGGACCAUGAUGGCCAUGUAUGAGCGUGAGGUCAUGUUCUACCGCAAGAUCCAGGACCAGAACAAGACGGCAUGCCGGGUGCUCCUGGAAAUGAGCAACAUCAAAAACCUGGUGGAGGCCGGUCAGUGGGCGCAAGCCCUGGACAAAAUCCGAAGCCUCGAGAUCCUGCCGCUCGACGCAGCCGGCGACGCGAGCACGAUUCGCGCCUACGCGUCCAAGUUUUCGGGGCUAUCACAGCCUGUUUCGAUUAAUGUUCCCAACUUGCUGAUGUGGACCAUCAUAUGCUGCGUCCGACAGAGGGAGGAGCUCACCAAUGGACAGUUUAGCGGCAAUGAGGGCACGAGGAGGAUGAUGGUGGAGCAGCUGAAGCAGAUGACGCUCGAUUUGACGACGUAUACCAGCCAGUUGAGGUACAGGUUCCCACCGCAUUUGCACGAGGCGUUGGCGAGGGCAUCGGCGGAGUAG